AUGGUGAGCCAAAGGCAGAGACUUGCGCGGAAACGAUACAAGGAAGCUCACCCAGAGGAGUUUCCAAAACCGGAACCGACGCCGCCAAAGGAUCCCGAUAAGAAGAAGAAAAAGAAGAGCUUGUUCAAGAAGAAACCUGGAUCUUCCAGAGACAGACCCAUGAGAAGCGGCUCGUCGACAAGGCAUCCUCUUCGAGUUCCCGGUAUGAAACCUGGGGAAGGCUGUUAUAUCUGCAAGUCCAAAACCCAUAUCGCUAAGCUCUGCCCUGAAAAAUCCGAGUGGGAGAGAAACAAGAUAUGUUUGCAAUGCAGAAGGAGAGGGCAUAGUCUUAAGAAUUGCCCGGAGAAAACGGAAGAGAGCAGCUUCGAGAAGAAGCUGUGUUACAACUGUGGAGAUACUAGUCAUUCACUCUCCCACUGUCCUAAUCCUUUGGAAGAUGGAGGAACAAAGUAUGCGAGUUGUUUCAUUUGCAAGGAACAUGGACACAUAAGCAAGAACUGCCCUCAAAGCAAGCAUGGAGUCUACCCAAUGGGUGGGUGUUGUAAAGUGUGUGGGAGUGUUGCGCAUCUCGUCAAAGAUUGCCCUGAUAAAUUCAACAGAGAUUCAGAUCGUCAACCAAAGAGAUCAAGAUUUGAUGCUACACCAAGAGGGAAAGUCACUAAGUUGAUUAGUGGGGAUGAUCUUGAAGACGAUUUCGCCUAA
This is a messenger RNA of Microthlaspi erraticum, 702 nucleotides long. The record is from the annotation of a GenBank genome assembly. NCBI's taxonomy places the organism in Eukaryota, Viridiplantae, Streptophyta, Magnoliopsida, Brassicales, Brassicaceae.